Messenger RNA from Ectocarpus sp. CCAP 1310/34, 1771 nucleotides. NCBI's taxonomy places the organism in Eukaryota, Phaeophyceae, Ectocarpales, Ectocarpaceae. The record is from the annotation of a GenBank genome assembly.
AUGGGCCGCUCCUUGCUGCAGCACUUUCGCAAACCAUUUGAACGGAUUCUUAACGGCGCUCGCUAUUCAUUCCCACACGUACGUGCACGUCGGCCGCGCGAGCAGGCGUUCGCGGAGCUGAUAGGAGUCCCGAUCAUGGUCCAGGCGCGGCCUUACGUGGAGCGGGUGGUGGAGUUCAGGCCCUUCGCCUGCUCCGACUUCAUCAUCCCAGUGCUCACCAAGCUUUGUCCGCCGGGAGAGAAGAUGGACAGUCUCCCGUCUAUUUCCUCGUCGGUGUGGCUGCAGAUCUGCCCGGACGUUCCCGCCGAGUGUCCGGCGAUGGUGAUGUUCUUGAUACAGAUAGGGAGGCUCGCAGAGAGCCUGGAUGACCGGUGCCGACGAGAGAAGCUCAACAAGCCGAAUGCCGGCCGACCAAGCGUGGAUCUGGACGAAGCGCUCAGGAUAGCGAUGCCCGUAUGGUCCGCUGAAGAAGAGUAUCUCAUCAUGAAGGUCACGCUCAACGCGAUCGACGUCCUGCGGCGCUGGAUGCGAAGACCGCGGCGACGGAGAGCGGCCGGCGAGACUCUCCCGCCGACCCAGCAGCCAGAGCCAAACCAGGCCGCCAAGGUGAAGACAGCCCGGAAGACCAAACGGUCGACGCUGACGUCAAACAACAACAAGGAGACCGCCAAGGCGGCGAGAUUGGCAGCGACGAGCGAGGCGCCCCCCUCCAUCGAUAGCAGCAGCAGGACGAGCAACAGCAAGGCCUCCAGGCGAGGCUCGACGAGGAAGGUGCAGGGAUCGGCUUCGUCCCCGUCAGUGACCGCUCCGAACCCUGCUGCCGCGGUCGGCGGUGGUGCUAAGGAGGACAACCAAGCGGCGGUGACGGCGGCUGCCAACGAGGGGGAGCAGCACGAGUCGACACGCGCUCGGCAGCGGCUCGAACAGGCGAAGGUGUUGGACAAAAAAGUCGAAGCUAGCCGAGAGGAAGGCGGGGGGGGUAAUUAAUUCGCCACAAGGGGGCUAGCAAACCAAUAGAGGUGUGUGUGGGGUUGUGGUAUGUGGUUUUUAGAUGCCAUGGAAGCAUGUUGUGAUAGCAACUCGACGAGUAUCGUAGCGUUGCCUGUCUGAAGCUUUCGAGGUUUUUAGUCGAGAGCGCACACAGCGACACGCUCGCUCACCAAGCACGAUCGAUAGCAAGAUAGUAAUCUUGCCCCCCUCUUUUCCGUGUCUCGAGGAAGAAACAAUCCCGUGUUACUUUUCUUCUGUUUCAAUUCAGUGUAACCGGGGCCGGUGAAAAUCUGUCUUUUCACGGCGAGUGGCCCACACAAUGACCACCAUUCGGAGUAGCAACCUCUGGGGAGUCAGGACGUCGCUGGCUGAAAAAGUCGCCCUGUGCCCAACGGACCAACGGACAAAAGGACUAACCACAUCCUUUCGUACGGCCGAGGAAGCAUGAUGAGCGAAAAACAAACCUGCUCUCAUCAUUAUCCAAUUCCAUCCGAGGACUAAAAGAACGGCUACAACAAUAGGCAUGCUAUGCAAUCCUUGCUGCGGUUGCAACAAGAGCUAUCACGCCUGCGAUACGGCUACUACAACGGACGGACACCGAAGCACAAAUCACACCCCUCGCCACGACUCAUUUCCAUUACCCACACUGCUGUGCCAGUGGCACAGAACAAUCACACGGCACAACAUGAAAGGUAUCUAUGCAACGAGGUCGGCCAGGGAGCAGCUGAAACCAACAUCGCAUGGCCAGCCACAACGAAACACUUACCAUAGACCCCCCCCC